This is a messenger RNA of Echinostoma caproni, 875 nucleotides long. Lineage: Eukaryota; Metazoa; Platyhelminthes; Trematoda; Plagiorchiida; Echinostomatidae. The record is from the annotation of a GenBank genome assembly.
GACACACAUUAAAGCAACUGGAUAUUGAAUUUCUCCGCAGAGUUCAGGAUAAGGUUAAUGUCAUUCCUGUUAUUGCCAAGGCGGACACGCUUACGUCGGAGGAGUGCAAAGAAUUCAAAAAAGCUAUUUUGAACGAAUUGGCUGCCAAUCGCAUACACACAUUCGAUUUCCCCGAUCCUGAUGAAUGUAGCGACCGCGGCAAUGAAGAAGAACUGAUAAAAGUUCGACGUCUUCGGGAUCGUGCGCCCUUUGCGGUUAUUGGAGCAAACACACUUGUUGUUGGGGAAGGCGGCAACCGUGUGCGUGCUCGCUGCUAUCCAUGGGGUGUGGUCGAAGUGGAGAAUAUGGAACACAAUGAUUUUGCCGCACUUCGAUAUUUGUUGCUCACAGCUUUCAUGCAAGAACUUCGAGAUGUCACUCACAGUGUGCAUUACGAAAAUUACAGAACCGCCAAACUUUCCGGUAUAGCCCAGGAGAGUCAUUUUCAAACCAGAGACGGAAAGGAUCCCAUGUCAAUUAUGGAAGCAGAAAAGAAGGAGCACGAAGCAAAGAUGCGUAAAAUGGAAGCAGAGAUGGAGGCCGUAUUCGAACAGAAGGUCGAAGAAAAGAAUCAAAAGCUCCGUGAAUUUGAGAAUGAUCUCAUGCGGCGAGCAGAUCAAAUGCGUGAACAACUUCGAGCUCAGGAACAAGAACAAGAGGCUGCACGUCGUGCGUUCGAUUUGGAACGAGCUAAUUGGGAAGAGGCAUGGCGUGAAUGGGAUAUCGGUGCCGAUAUCGGAACAAACGGGGCGACUCUUGGUUUAGGGGAACGCGUAAUCAACGAGGUAAUCAAGGAACGCGCCAAAACUGAGAAAAAACGAAAAGGUUUGUUUUGA